AUGAAGAGGCGGAGGCCGUCUUGUGGAUGUGACUUCCGAUUAUUGGUCGACAGCGACACUCGACUUGCACAAUCUAUCUAUUCAUCUUAUUUAUUUUAUUUAAUAUUCUCUUAUUUUCUUAUAUUCUGUCUCUUUCUCACUAUCUAUCUAUCUAUCUAUCUAUCACAGUCUGUUAAUAUCUAUUUUAUUUAUUAUUAUUUCUCUUAUUUUCUUAUAUUCUUUCUCUCUCACUAUCUAUCUAUCUAUCUAUCAAUAUAUCUAUCUAUCAAUAUAUCUAUAUAUACAUAUAUAUAUAUAUAUAUAUUAUUUCUUUUAUUUUCUCAUAUUCUUUCUCUCACUCUCUAUCUAUCUCAAAAUGUUUUUGUCAUUCUAUUCUUACCAAUCUAUCUCUCUCUCUCUCUCUCUCUCUCUCUCUCUCUCUCUAUCUAUCUAUCUAUCUAUCUAUCUGUCUCAUAA
Acanthosepion pharaonis is the source of this 456-nucleotide messenger RNA. The record is from the annotation of a GenBank genome assembly. NCBI's taxonomy places the organism in Eukaryota, Metazoa, Mollusca, Cephalopoda, Sepiida, Sepiidae.